CGGCCUCAACCUGUAGACCUGUGUAAGAGAAGGAUAGAGCGAGGCAGCCGGGGAGGGGUAGUAACCGACAUAAUUACAACACAGAGCUGUGAAGUGUCUGUAGACUUACCAACCCAGAGGGGAGACAUAUGUUACCUUGACUGUGCCCAGGUACCCUAUUCACACGAUACUAGACUUUUUAUCUUUUCCUCCCGUGGCGCUCAAAGGGAAGCGCAUGUUUUAUGGCAUUUGAGAAGUCUUCGCUGCGCUCUCAGGGUAGAAGAGGAGACAUUACGGCGCGAGUUAGCUAACGUUAGCUCGCUAACAAGCCAGAUGUCAUGGCUGUCUAGCAGGCUGCCAAAGAUCUCUUCAUGGAUCACAGAGGACAACAAAGAGAAACCGUUGCAUUUUCAAGCAUAGCCAAUCACUAAGGAAUCUGACUGUCAAGCAUAUCAUCAGUUUGACUUCAGUGCAUGUGGCCUCUUCAGUUGUUCAUAGACAUCUGUUGGGCAGCCCAAAGGCCUAUUGCUAUGCACUAUAAACGGAGAGACAUGAGCUGUGGGGAUGCUGGGGGGAGCAGGCUUAUUUCGUGCAGGACUAUCCCUCUGAUAAUGGGGCUUCUGGCGACCCUGACUCAGGGCACAGUACCAGAACAGCAAGAGACACUUGUGGAGAUGAUAUCUGUGGAACUAGAGGCAUCCAUGCAGUCCUCUGUGCUCUCUGAGCUCAACGCUGCAGCAUCCUUAGUUGGUGAAGGGCCGCCCACAGCUGUCCCAGAUUCCUCUGCAAAGAAUGAGGGAGUGCACACCAGUAUCCCUGACUCCUCAGCAACUGUGGGCCAGGUGUUCCAGUUGAAGGUACCACCAGGACGUGCCCAUGCAGGCUGCAGUGUGCAGCUCACUGAGAUGGGAAGGGAGACUUUACCCUCCUGGCUAUACUGGGACAGAGAGAGCUGCAUUCUCAGAGGUUUGGCUCUGGAGCAAGAUAAAGGUGUAUAUCAUAUCAUGGUGUCAGGUGAGGAGCAAAGUCAGAAGACUAGUAGCCAAGUAUUCCCCAGUACAGUCUUCUCUAUUGAAGUAUACCCAGAAGAACGAGCUGAUACUGAGCCACCCCUAAUCACACUUCAGUCUGAUAUUGGUGGCUUGCAGCCUUUCACCUGUGGUUCUGAGGAGCCUGUCACUGUCCUUACUGUCAUCUUGGAUGCUGACUUGACAAAGAUGGUUGCUGAACAGAGGGCCAGCUUACUGGGCAAUAUGAGGAAAUUCUCUCAUGUGCCACUGGAACACAUGAGGGUGGUCCCUGUUGUCAACAACCGCUUAUUUGACAUGUCUGCUUUCAUGGCUGGACCAGGAAAUGCAAAGAAAGUGGUGGAAAACGGCGCCCUACUGUCAUGGAAAGUUGGAUGUGCUCUUGACCAGGGCAGCGUUCCUGACAUUAGCAGUGUCCAAUCCUCAGCAAAGGAUGGGACUAUGUCAGCUAGGCUGGGCUAUCCAGUGGUUGGCUGGCACAUUGUUAAUAAAAAGCCCCAGGGAGUCAGACGGGUCAGGCGGCAGUUGUACAAUACUCCUACUCCAGUGCCCUCCCUGCUUCCUCCAACUAUUAACCAAGAGCCAUAUUCACGUGUUAUUCCCACUCCAACAUCACCCUCUAUUGCCCCAGCAACUGAUAAUUCUGCUCCACCUGUCAGAGGCCCUUUGCCCCUUCCAGUCAAGCCUACCAUGAGGGUCAGGGAUCAGAUAGCUCACACACCUGUCUUUGGACCUCCCCAACCCACCAGAAUACUAGGAACUACAAGCACUAUCCCCAUUCAACCUACCAUGACCCGGCCUACUUUUGUGGAAGCUACUGCAGUGCCAACACCACCAAGCACCACUAAAAAACCCAAGCCCUCUUCCACAAAAAAACCUAAGAAACCCAAAACCUCGACUCCACCUCCCCGAGAACCGAAGUCCACGACUCCUAAACCACCUAGGCGCACAACAGCUCUCUCUCUUGCUCCGGACUCUAAUACAACUCCAGAGAUCCGCAACCCCAUUGAUCAGGUGACUGCAUGGGUGGGAACAUACUUCGAGGUUAAGAUUGCUGCUGAUGCAUUUUAUGACCGAGAGGAUGGUACUACUGAUAAGCUGCGUUUGACUUUAAAGAAGACACCCAAAGAACCAGUAACUGAAACAUCUUGGAUCCAGUUCAACAGCACUAUCCAGCUUUUGUAUGGCCUUCCAGAGGAGCAACAUGAGGGGAAUCAUGAGUAUUUCAUGUUAGCCACUGACAAAGGGGGGAAGAGUAUCAUGGAUGCGUUUGAGGUUAGAGUCCAUCGCUGGUCUAAUAAUAACAAACCUUCAGUAAUGUUUGCUGCUCGUUUUCAUGGUGACCCCAACACUUUAAGCAAUGAUGUGCAUAAAAAGAUUCUUUUGACUAAGAAGUUGGCUUAUGCCCUGGGAGAUCGGAACAGCAGCACAGUGACCUUAAGAAGCAUCACUAGGGGCUCAAUUGUUGUGGAAUGGACCAAUAACAGUCUCCAGCAGAGUCCUUGUCCAAAGGACCAGAUCACAAUUCUCAGCAACAGGAUUGCUGAUCCCCAAGGAACCCCUAAAGUGGUCUUUAUCAAAGCCAUGGAGCCUGAAUUCAAACCCAUUAACAUCUCAGUUCGUGGCAUCAAUAAAUGCCAACAUUACACAUUCAUUCCACCAGGAGAGGUGCCAAUGCCUGAGCUUCCUACAGCUACGCCUUCACCUGAUCCAAUUAAGGGCACUGAUGACGUUUACCUGCACACUGUCAUUCCUGCUGUAGUAGUAGCUGCCCUGCUGCUCAUCGCUGGAAUCAUUGCUAUGGUUUGUUACCGCAAGAAGCGUAAGGGGAAGAUGACCAUAGAGGAGCAAGCAACUUUCAUCAAGAAGGGCGUUCCAAUAAUAUUUGCAGAUGAGUUGGAUGAUUCAAAGUCACCACCGUCCUCCAGCAUUCCUCUUAUCCUCCAGGAGGAAAAGCCCCCACUUCCUCCUCCAGAAUACCCAAACAUGUCUGGCCCUCACAGCACCCUGCUAAACCAGGAUCUGUUGGAGGAAUAUUCAGUUUAUCAAGAUGAUGAUCCUAAUGCCCCACCUUACCAGCCUCCCCCACCAUUUACUGUGCCCAUAGAGGGCAAAGGCUCCCGCCCUAAGAACAUGACCGCGUACAGGUCACCUCCUCCCUAUGUGCCUCCCUAACGCACACCAAGGGCUUUGAGUUUUGAAAGCAGGUGCAAUCUAGGGAUGCUUGUCGAAUUACUACAGGAGUAAUUUUACAUGUUUAAUGAAAUGGCUUUGACUUUAUAGAGAAGCAGGCAACCAUAAUCAUAUAUCUCACCAACAUGGAUAAGACAAUACAUCAUACAAUUCAACUACAGGCACAGGGCGAAUGGAUGAAAAACUGUUUAAUUUUUCUUUGUCCUUCAGAUCUGCUUUUGACUUCUUG
Pundamilia nyererei is the source of this 3429-nucleotide messenger RNA. RefSeq names its product dystroglycan-like. Gene Ontology annotation, molecular function: laminin binding; calcium ion binding. Gene Ontology annotation, biological process: morphogenesis of an epithelium; axon guidance; nerve development. The record is from RefSeq and is a predicted model, not a curated record. Gene Ontology annotation, cellular component: dystrophin-associated glycoprotein complex; basement membrane; dystroglycan complex. The transcript has 3 exons. The coding region runs from base 453 to 3182 and encodes 909 amino acids. Lineage: Eukaryota; Metazoa; Chordata; Actinopteri; Cichliformes; Cichlidae.